Pogona vitticeps (central bearded dragon) is the source of this 1187-nucleotide messenger RNA. The record is from RefSeq and is a predicted model, not a curated record. NCBI's taxonomy places the organism in Eukaryota, Metazoa, Chordata, Lepidosauria, Squamata, Agamidae.
UGGCGUGCCCGGGCCAGUGGCUUUCCGAGGGGCGUCCUUUCCUCUCCCUCACGACGGUCUUUCCCCCUCUGGAGCGCUCCCUCCCACGCCGUCGGAGGGAGUGGGCGCCAGGCGAAGGGAGUCACCUUCCCCGCCAACCAGCGCAAAGCGCGCAGGCAGGCAAGGCUCCGGGCUCUCUUCUCUCUCUUCCCCUCCCCGUCGCCCCGCACCUCCUUCCCAGGCAAAGACGACGAAGCCGCCGCCGCCGCCGCCGCUGCUCACUCUCCGCCCCUCCGCGGCCGGCUUGGGGGGUCUCGCUCCGCCACUUGGGGAGAGAAGCCCCUGCAUGCUGCGGCUGCAAGCGGCUGCUGGCGGCCAGGGCGCAAGCCCCGCUCUUCGCCCUCCCUCGCCUCGCCCGGCCGCCCGUGCGCCUCCGGGGCGCAAGCCCGCCGCCGCCACCCCCUCCUCAGCCCCGACGCCCGCCACGGAGAGGAGAAGAGAGGCGAGGCGACGGAGACCAUGAACAGCACGAAGAGCGAGCCCGAGCCCAGCCCGCCCGAGCCUAACCUGCCGGAGGAAGAGGUGCGGACGCUCUUUGUCAGUGGCCUGCCUCUGGACAUCAAACCCCGGGAACUCUAUCUGUUGUUCAGACCGUUCAAGGGUUAUGAAGGUUCUCUUAUUAAACUCACAUCUAAACAGCCAGUGGGCUUCGUUAGUUUUGACAGUCGCUCAGAAGCAGAAGCUGCUAAAAACGCUUUAAAUGGAAUUCGCUUUGACCCAGAAAUUCCUCAGACGCUCCGGCUAGAAUUUGCUAAGGCCAACACGAAGAUGGCUAAGAGUAAAUUGGUUGGAACACCAAAUCCAAGCACUCCUGCCACCUCCAACACUUUACCUCAGUUCAUUACCAGGGAGCCAUAUGAGCUCACAGUGCCUGCACUUUACCCCAGUAGCCCUGAAGUAUGGGCGCCGUACCCUCUCUACCCAGCGGAGUUAGCACCUGCUCUACCUCCGCCUGCUUUCACCUACCCUGCUUCACUGCAUGCCCAGAUGCGCUGGCUCCCUCCCUCAGAGGCUACUUCUCAGGGCUGGAAGUCCCGUCAGUUCUGCUGAAUACUGUGUACCAGGUGUGUGAUGGCGGCUACAAUCUGUCUUGUGGGUAUUAAUGCAUUCUUCCUAAGUCGCUACUGGUAUCUUUCCUUCAUCUUCAG